CGUUACCCAACAACCAGACAAAAAAAAGGCAGACUUCCUGGAACGAGUGUGUUCUUCAUCGAGUGCAGCAGGAGGUGUUGUUCAGACUGGUCGAAGAUGCCUCUGCCGCCGUUUGCUCUGCUGUUUCUCGCUGGAGUCUUCCUGACCUCCUCUGAGGCGCAAAGCUCCUUCAGCAAACUCACAGACUCCUACAAGAAAGGUGUGGAGCUCGCUCUGCAAAAUAUCAAUGCUCACGAAGGCGUCCAGCAACAUUUUCUCUUCUUUAAAAGCAUCCAGAAGUCGCAAAUUGAGGCAGGGUUUGAUGUCACCUACAUCUACCAUCACUUUUAUCUGAAAGCCACCAAGUGCCAAAGAGGAACCGAGAACGCUGAUACAACCACGUGUGCGUUCAGGAAUGAUCGGCCUCUGAUUGACUGUGCCAUCUGCUACAAGACCUACGCUGGAGCGAUUGAGUCAGAACCCAAACCAUAUGUGAACUGUGUGCAUAAACCUGCUCUCACCGAGGACAUGGAGAAAGAGAGAAUGGAUCACUGUAAUAAGAUGGGUUACAGUAGCGGAUCCCCCACCCUGCUGGCCGUCAAAACUUCAUGAACCGCUGGAGACAUUCGGAUGUUCAGGGUUUGAAGAACACAGUGUCAAUGAUCUUAACUGUUUUUUGUCUGGCCCUUAGUGCCAAAUCAGCUCUUUCUUCACGCAUAUUUGCUUCACAAGAACUGAAGUGAGAGUAAAUGUAACAUUUUACCACUGUAAUUAUCAAAAGCAACCAUCACUGUGACCCUAACUUUUCUUAACUUUAGGUUUUCACGGUUAUACACGAACACAUUUUAAAUUGCUUUUAAAUGGAUAUGCAUUAUAACACAUGAUCAGGUAAAUGUUCAAAUGUAUUGGUUACAAGUAAAGAACAUGCAAUAAGGCAUUACAAAUGCAUAUCAGUAUAUAUUCCUUCAUAUGCAUUUUGUAAUUCAAGAUUUUAGGGUCUUGUUUAAAAAGGUAACACUAACAAAACCUUAUUGUAAAACUAACUACAUUUACAUCUAGUGAAAGGUACACUAUGUACUGGUAGGCCGAAUAGAGGAGAGUCUGCUGGCAAAAAGAAAACGUGACAGAGUUCGUAAUGAAACCAGAAUCAACAUUGGCUUGGCUUUUUGGAGAUGGUCAGAACUGAUGGAUUUGAAAUAUUGUAAAAGUGACGCUAAGAUUGCGUUUUUAUUACUCAACUGGUGAGUAAAGUAUUUUAUUAAAUGGAUAAAUUGCCACAUGUAGCGCCAAAGCACAGCCAAAACAAUGUUCUUCUACAAAAUGCAUGAGGUUUUGUUUUUCAACCGCUAGAGGGCCAACAGUUACAUAGUGUACUUUUAUCAUAAACGAAUGAUAAACAAUACUUAAGUCAUCUUAGUUAACUAUAAUUUCUACUUACUAAUAUAUUACAAGUUGUAUCUGUUAGCAAUGUGAGUUAACAUGAACAUGAAAUUAUUAUUUACUAACAUCAACAAAGGUUAAUGAAUGUUAUAUUGCAUAACUAAUGCAUUAUUGACACCUUGUUGUAAUGCAUUACAUUGAAAAUGACUAUUUUCUAAAAUAAUAAAAAUAUACACCUACAAAUGA
This is a messenger RNA of Pimephales promelas (fathead minnow), 1605 nucleotides long. RefSeq lists its product as uncharacterized. Gene Ontology annotation, biological process: regulation of lipid catabolic process; inflammatory response. The record is from RefSeq and is a predicted model, not a curated record. NCBI's taxonomy places the organism in Eukaryota, Metazoa, Chordata, Actinopteri, Cypriniformes, Leuciscidae. Gene Ontology annotation, molecular function: signaling receptor binding.